GGUAAAGAACCACUCGACGCCGAGCCGCUGUCGGACGGAGGGUGGCAGCCGCGCCUCAGCUUCCUCCCGCCCUCAGCCCCUCCCUUCCUCUCGCCGCCGCCGGCCCUACGCCGCCGGGCCGGCUCCUCCUCCCUUGCUUCGUAUCUUGGCCGAGAGCUGGCGGUGCCAGGGCACAGCCGAGCGCGAUGGCCCGCGAGGAGGUGGCAGUGGCUAGUGAGGAGGCGGCGGUGGCCGAGGGGGGCGGCCUGCUGCUGGACAUUGUGGGCUCCCCGCUCAACCUGAGCCUGCUGGGCCUCUGCCUCUUCCUGCUCUACCAAAUCCUGCGGGGCGAGCGGCCCGCGGCGCCCGAAGGCGAGACGGAGCCGCCGCCGCUGCCCAAGCUGAAGCGCCGUGAUUUCACGCUGGCGGAGUUGCGGCCCUACGACGGGGUGCAAGAUCCCCGUAUCCUUAUGGCCGUCAACGGCAAAGUCUUCGACGUGACCCGUGCCAAGAAGUUCUACGGGCCCGAGGGUCCAUAUGGGAUUUUUGCUGGAAGAGAUGCAUCCCGAGGUCUUGCCACGUUCUGCCUGGAUAAGGAGGCUCUGAAGGAUGACUAUGAUGACCUCUCUGAUCUCAAUGCUACACAGCAAGAGACCUUGAAGGACUGGGAAUCACAAUUUACUUUUAAGUAUCACUAUGUUGGUAAGCUGCUGAAAGAAGGGGAGCAACCCACUGUAUACUCUGAAGAUGAAGAAAAGGAUGUCCAGGAAGCAAAGAAAGAGUAGAGGGUGCACUGAGGAACAAUCUUUUUUUAAUCAUAAAGGAUCAUUUGUAACAUUCCACUUCUGUUUUACAAACUGCAACAGCAGCAAUGCUUACAAAAGGUCCAGAGAUAGUGUUUCUUUUCAAAGGUUUCCUUUUUGAAUUUAGUGGUAAACUACUACAUGUCUAAGAUCUGUCUUCAAACCUGCUAAUCUAAAAGUAUGCACAAAAAAAUGUCUGUGCAAAAGUAAAAUGCAGUUUUGGCAAUAGAAGACUUACUGUUUUUUUCUCCUACACCAUUUAGUGCAGAAUAGGUUGACAUCCAGUUUUUCACUAACAGCCUAGCACUGUCGACACAAGCACAGAAGUAACUUCACAUAUGUAACACUAGUUCCACUAAGUCUUAUUUUGUGUUAGCUUCUGCACGACCUGGGCCUUGGGUUGUAAUCCUUUAGAAAAAGGACUAUGUUAUUUGUCCAUGAAGCAUCAUGCUCAUUUGUGGUGCAGAGUAAUUCAAUAUUAGGUAAGAUGAUUUGCUUUUAGGGAGUUACAUAGUGUCUUACACUAACUGCUUUAGAAAGAAUUUUUGAGAGGUUAAAUUACUUUUACAUACUUAACAAAAUUAAUAUGGACUGGUGAAUACUUGAUGUAUUCAGUCAUGCAUAAUUAUGCAUGGAUUAAUAUUUGUUUACUUUUAAAGCACAUCUGAUGUGUUACAGAGGUUUAGAUACUGAGCAUAACUUGGCAUCCCUACAAACAGGUACACCACGAAAUGUGACUUGACUGCACUACUGGUCAUUCACUAUUGGUAAGGUUCUUCUGUGAAUUUUAGUGAAAUAGUAUUGAACAGGGAAGUUCAGCUGCUAUUGACUCCUUGGCCUAAACAAGAAAACUUGUUGCUACACAAGUGCUCCUGUACAUCCAGCUUUAACUAGCAGAAAAGCAUUACCAAUGUAACCUAGGUGAGUUUCCUGUACAAAAUAAACCAACCUGGUGUAAGCUGUUUCUGCGUUGAGGCCCUUGUUGCUUUGGAAAUGUUGCCAUUAGAAGACCAGGCACAAUCUUGUGCACAACCACCAGUGCUACACCUGAGGGACCUUUUAGUUGCCUUUUACUGAUUUGUUCUCUUAGCUCAUAUCUAUGCUCAGUGGCUAGAUUUUUUUCUAAUUAGGUAGCCUAGUCUCCUGCAGGGGUUGGGUGGGGCUGGGUUAAGUGGAUUUGACCAAAGGAAAACAUAAAUGUGCUCGCUUCAUCAUCCAAAAUACUUGGCAUACUUUCUCAGAAAUUCCAAGGAGGUAACUAUCUCAUAAAGAUGUUUUCUGUCAGGUGAUUCUGCCUGGGCACCUGCCUGGCACAGUUCUGCCUGUUUCGUUCCUCUGGUUGGGAUGGACUGUCCAGCCCAGCUGUUUCAAUUUGACAACAAGACCAAAACGCUGAACUGAGUCCUGAGUGGGAAAGUGUAAGCUAGGAAAACUGCUGAGAAGAGUGCAUUGCACAAUGACAGGUUUCAAAACAAGUUAACACACUUAAGUGCCUGACACCAUCUGUGGUAAGAACAAGUGACUUUCCCUCAGUCCUAACACUGUCAUAGCAUUUUCUUUUGGUUACCUGGGCCUUCAAAUGAGGAGUAUGGAUUUUGGAGCCAGAUAGCUUGUGUAAAGUGCUACUGUAUGAACUACCUAAGGAAGGUCUAGAGACAAAUGUAAACCUUGUUGUGACCUUUGUGUUGCUGUUUUAUUUUUAGAGACGUUUAUACUCUGCAAACUACUAAUGAUGGUUUACCUCAAAUCAGAAAUGUGCUUUUAUUUGUUUAAGGCAGAAAAUUAAAUACUCUUGCAUAA
Molecule: messenger RNA, 2582 nt
Organism: Pogoniulus pusillus (Red-fronted tinkerbird)
Lineage: Eukaryota; Metazoa; Chordata; Aves; Piciformes; Lybiidae
Gene: PGRMC1
Product: progesterone receptor membrane component 1
Exons: 3
Coding region: 186-764 (192 amino acids)
Cellular component (GO): endomembrane system; membrane; endoplasmic reticulum
Source: RefSeq, a predicted model, not a curated record